Clavispora lusitaniae ATCC 42720 is the source of this 1398-nucleotide messenger RNA. RefSeq names its product Kar5p (gene KAR5). Gene Ontology annotation, biological process: karyogamy involved in conjugation with cellular fusion; nuclear membrane fusion involved in karyogamy. Gene Ontology annotation, cellular component: endoplasmic reticulum membrane. The record is from RefSeq and is a predicted model, not a curated record. Lineage: Eukaryota; Fungi; Ascomycota; Pichiomycetes; Serinales; Metschnikowiaceae.
AUGAGAUUCAUUCUUUUCACUUGCGGAGUUCUCGCUAUUGAUUUGGCCUUUGGGGAACUCGGGCUUCAGAGUAUUGAUACUCAAUUCCAAGAACUCCAGAGCAUCCACAAAUCCCCAUGCACGCAAGCAGCACUCCGUGAAUUUAUUCAAGAGUGCACAGCUAAAGGGGCUGAUUCAGUGGAUGUAGAUAUUCGAAUAUCACUGGCUGUAAAACUUUCCAUUUGUGAAUUGGAAGAGACUGAGGUUGAUUAUCCGGACUGUUGUAAAAGUCUUACACUGAUUGGAGAUUUCAAGAGGUGUAUCCAGGAGUUCCGAAAAAAUUCACAAUUGUGGACCACUUAUUCGGGAAACUAUCGCAAACUAAGGACGAUAUGUUUCGAAGAAGCUUUCCCAUUCAUGAAAGAUCAUGUGGUUGACUUGUUUUACAAUAUUACGAAAGUGUAUUCUGGUUUCUUCAACGAAACAGUGAAAGCAUCACAGACAGCCGAGCUAUUCCGUGGUACAAUAGAAAAGAGAUUCGAAGACCUUAUUGAUUUGAUGACACAACUCUUACACUCCAGGCAGCAUCAAGAAGAAGAAAUGCAACAAGAUUUUGAGAUAUUCGAAGCGUCUAUGGUAACCGCCUACAGCAAGGCAAAGUCUGAUAUAGUCGACAUUUCGGCUGGUAUCUACAAUGAUAUUAAUGGAAUCAGCAACGAGCUUCGCCAUGUUAAUGCUUUGGUGACAGAUACGAUAUCUCGAUUUAAUGAUAUGAACAACGAAUUUAAUGAACAGGGAAACAUUUUUGGGGAAAGACACAAGGAGAUCACUUCGAAUGCUGUCAAUGAUAUCUUGAAGAUGAAAAACUUCUUAGAAGAAGGUAUGAAAACCAGCGUACUUAUGAAGGAUUCUUUGGAGAAUAACUAUCACAUGAGUAAUCAGGUUAAUGCUGGUCUACAAACAUUCGAUUUUAACAUGAAAGAGUGGUUGACAAACAUCGAUAUUACAGCAGUGGCCGCCUUUGAUGAUUUUUCUAAUCAUGUCGUGAGCAAAGCAGAUGAUUUUGCGAAAGCAGUGGAUACCCGUUUACAAACUGUCAUAGAACGGACUGAUACUUUACACCAUCAAUUGCAAUCUCGCCUUAAAAAUGUCACCAACACAGUGAUUGAUAUGGAAAAUCAACUCUCCCGAAUUACAAUUCCUCUGUUCUUUAGCGGAGUUUCGGUCGCAUUCCAAGGGUAUGUUACCAAUACCAUAUUGGCUUUUAGAUCAAUGGGCCUUUUGGCACUCAUUUUACUAUUAUCUGUUUCCAUAUUGAAGCGAAAUAUCCAUAAGCUCAUCAAUGUUCUAUAUUCUAUGACUCCAGGCAUUGCUACUGCCCUACUUUUGAGAAUACUUAUUUCCCAUUAUUGGGUAUAA